AUGGGAGCCGAUGGGAGCCGUCCGGACUUGAGCCUGAUGGGGGGUCACCAGCGCCUGAGCUCCCUCGCGCUCCUCUUCUUUCUGCUGCCCCCGGCGGCCUGGGGGAGCUGGCCUGAGCCCCCUCGGGGAUCCUUGCUUUUUGUGACCCUGAUCCCUCCGUUUCCCCAGGUCUAUCGCCAUGGGGACCGUGCCCCCCUGGACUCCUACCCCACAGACCCCCACAAGGACAAGGCCAUAUGGCCCUAUGGACUAGGCCAGCUCACCCAGGAGGGCGUCCAGCAGCAGGUCGAGCUCGGCCGCUUCCUCAGGGCCAGAUACGGCAACUUCCUGAACCAGGAGUAUCAUCGAGACGAGGUGUAUGUGCGGAGCACAGACUACGAGCGGACCCUGCAGAGCGCCCAGGCCAACCUGGCCGGGCUCUUCCCGAGGCCUCCCCUCACCCCCGGCUGGAUGCCGGUCCCCAUCCACACUGUCCCAGCCACUGAAGACAAGCUGCUAAAGUUCCGGACCCAGCGAUGUCCCCAGUACCAGAAACUUCUGGAGGAGACAGUGGCAGGAGAAGAGUACCAGGCAGCCCUCGAGGGCUGGAGAGAGUUCCUGGUGCACCUGGGGAACCUCACAGGCUUAUCCCUGGCCGACGGGCCCCUCCACAGGGCCUGGAAGGUGCUGGACACCUUGACCUGUCAGCGAGCCCACCGGCUCCCCCUCCCUGAGUGGGCCACCCCAGAGGUGCUCAGGUCUCUGGCCCAGGUGUCAGCCCUGGACGUUCGAGCCCACGUGGGCCCCCCGAGGGCAGAGGAGAAGGCCCAGCUCACUGGAGGAAUCCUGCUCGAUGCCAUCCUAACCAAUUUUACCCAGGUCCAGGCCCGAGGGCUGCCUCUCAAGAUGAUUAUGUACUCAGCUCACGACAGCACCCUGCUGGCGCUCCAGGGAGCCCUGGGCCUCUACGACGGCCACCACCCGCCUUAUGCUGCCUGCCUCGGGUUCGAAUUCUGGAAGCACCUGGGAAAGCCAGAGCCAGAGGAAGAGGAGGGGAACAUAACUGUCUCUCUCUUCUAUCGUAACGACUCUUCCCGGCCACCCCUGACGCUGGAGCUGCUGGGCUGUCCCUCCCCAUGCCCGCUGGGCCGCUUCCGCAGGCUCACUGCCCCAGUCCGGCCGCCCCCAGGGGGACCUCCCUGCCACCGCCCCACCAAGGAUGCUGACCCCGCAGGCGCUGCGGUGCCCGUGCUGGCAGGGACUGUGGGGAUCCUCGGCGUCCUCAGCCUGGGGCUCGGGGCUGCGCUGUGGAGCCGGGGUUCUCCGGCACCCAGGGAAGGCCCGGUCUAAGGGGGAGACUCCCAGCUUGAGGGUCCAUUG
Messenger RNA from Vombatus ursinus (common wombat), 1359 nucleotides. It is a transcript of the gene ACP4, whose product is annotated as acid phosphatase 4. The transcript has 12 exons. The record is from RefSeq and is a predicted model, not a curated record. Gene Ontology annotation, biological process: lysosome organization; peptidyl-tyrosine dephosphorylation involved in inactivation of protein kinase activity; negative regulation of ERBB4 signaling pathway. Gene Ontology annotation, molecular function: receptor tyrosine kinase binding; acid phosphatase activity; protein tyrosine phosphatase activity. NCBI's taxonomy places the organism in Eukaryota, Metazoa, Chordata, Mammalia, Diprotodontia, Vombatidae. Gene Ontology annotation, cellular component: postsynaptic membrane; lysosome. Bases 1 to 1329 code for a protein of 442 amino acids.